AUGGAAUGGGACUUCCCACCCUCGUCCGUGCAGUCGCGGUGGGACGAGCUAGUGUGGGAACUCGCAGCUUAUCACAUCAUUUUUGAACCAGGGCCCCGCUGUUCCUGGGGCCAGGCAUCCAGAUUAUUACAAAAUGUUCGUUCUGCAUCGACAAGGAAAAUUCAAAGUGGACGGUUGGUGGGCCCGAUCUCAAAGGGCUUAGCUGCCCUGCUGGUCGAGGUCCUUGGCAGAGUUCUCGAAACACAUUCCUUGUCAAAAGAGCUCAACCUCUCCCGAUCUCUAACUGCCGAUGCGCAUUCGCUGUCGUCAGCUGUCAAGUGUGCGAUGCUGUUUCAAGAGUUCACCAAUCAGCCAAAGCCUCUGGUGACAACUCCAUUUGGGUUUAACCAGAGAUGUUACAACAGAUUAAGGUGGCAAGAUUACACAACAUAUGCCAAUGGCUAG
Molecule: messenger RNA, 444 nt
Organism: Coccidioides immitis RS
Lineage: Eukaryota; Fungi; Ascomycota; Eurotiomycetes; Onygenales; Onygenaceae
Exons: 4
Coding region: 1-444 (147 amino acids)
Source: RefSeq, a predicted model, not a curated record